Metopolophium dirhodum (rose-grain aphid) is the source of this 2079-nucleotide messenger RNA. RefSeq lists its product as uncharacterized. The coding region runs from base 37 to 1653 and encodes 538 amino acids. NCBI's taxonomy places the organism in Eukaryota, Metazoa, Arthropoda, Insecta, Hemiptera, Aphididae. The transcript has a single exon. The record is from RefSeq and is a predicted model, not a curated record.
UAUAUUUUCUCUAAUCGCGUUGCGCCAACAGUGAAAAUGUUUUUCCCGUUUGUGUUGGCGUCGGCGUUGACCUUGUCCGCGGUGCUUGGCGGUCCGUCUGGUCCGACAUUGAGACAGAUGACUUACGCAAAAGAACACAAAACCAUAAUGCAAUCAGAUGAAACGGCGCAGGUGAUGGCCGUCGGCGACCGAUCGUCCAACCUGAAAUAUGUGAUGGCGAUCCAGAGUUCGAAGAUUUGGGAGGAGAUCAAGAAACGGUCGUUGACGAUAAACACGUCACAGGGAUUGGACGACGAGGUCGCCGGAAAAUCGCCGGACGACCUGACAGACGAAGAACUGGCACGGCUCAAGCAAGCGUGUCACGACGGACUCAAGUGCGUGGCCGUCGACCAGCUUUUGGUGCUUAAACAGGUCAAAGAACAGCUUGGCGACGGCAAAAUGUCCGUGCGCAUGGUCAUCACCAAGAUCACCCAGGUGCUCACCCAGUACACGACCGAGUAUCACGAGGACGUUUACCAGUACGAGGCGGUCCAACAGUCCGACGAUCAGUCCAAAGUGUACGAGUCGGUGACCACAAUAGUGGAGGACAACAAGGAACUGUGUCAGAUCGACCUCACGCCAGAGACAGUGCAAAGCCACCCGAAUAAUAGUGACGGUAAUACUAUCCCCGCGACCGUUAACAACAACAGUACCGUAAACUACAAUACGAUUGAGAACUACAACAUCAACAACGGCACCGUCAACAGUGCCACAAUCAACAAAGAACCUUCCGACAUUAUCACUGUCGAAGAAUCACCUGAACCCGGAACUCAGGGUAACGGCUCAGACUCAAGUCUAGUAAUCGUUAUUGCCCCUGAAACCGAAACCGCUGACGGUGACGGAUAUACCAAAAAACGGUCUGUAGAUGACCGCCUACCCACAGAACGUACCACCAUCACUACCGGUACUGAUAAUGAUGGUCUGCCUGUUCCCAUAAACGACGUUAGCCAAAAACGAGUCAGAAAAAACCACACACGGGGCAUCGGAACGUCCGACCAGCACUAUGAACCCGAUACGACCACCGACGAUCAACAGCUCAUGAUCACCGACGGACCAUCACCGCACGGCGGUGUCGGUAACGAUAACGGUUCCCGAGGACAAAAAGCUCGACGGCCGUGGCCCAAGCUAACCCGCGGCCGGACCAACGACGACGACAAGAAAAAUGUCUCGGCCCACCGCUCGGCCGACACGAAUUCCAAUAUACACGACCACGGCCACUCGGACCAUGUGGAAAACAACAACGUGAGCCUGAAAAACGGAGUCGAAAACGGCCAGGCCGGCAAAUCCGACUGCGAUCACGACAUCGUGAGCGCGGGUUCGUCGAACAACGGGGCCGUGCGGAAAGGUUACGUGGAGGACGGUACGCUCAACAACGGCAACAUGGUGCAGUACAACGUCAACAACGGUACCAUCAACAAGGGCGAGAUCUCCGGGAGCAAUGCGGACAACGGUAUCAUAAGCGUGGGCACCGUCAACAACGGGCCGGUCAACUACGGUACGUCCGACACGUACGCCAACAACGGAAAACAAGUCGCGAUGAACAGCAACGACGUCCAACAAUAUUUGUCGAACAUCGACAAGAUGUACUCGACAAUCUUAGAACGACUUGGCUGAGUUAAUCGCUUAAAACUCAGUACCUAUCGCCAUGCUAUACAGUACUAUAUUAUAAUUAUUAUUAAAGCAGUAUUUUUUUUUUAUGAUUAAACGAUAAAAAUACACGAGUUCGGUGUUUGAGCGAUUUUUAUUUUCAUUUACACCACGUCGUUACAAUAAUUCGUAUUAUUGUAGUAGGUUAUCAUUGUCAUUAUGUUAUCAUCUUAUCAUCUUAAACAUUAUUAUAAUAUUUUAUCAAAUAAAAUUCUUGUUCUAAAUCAUGAAUACCACGAAUAAUACAUUUUAUAUUGUAUUGUUAUUAAUUAAUUAAUUGUAUUAUAACCUACAUAAUAUUGCUAAUAAUUAUUAAUAUUAUGUUGUAUGUGCUGUACCGAGUCAUCACAGGGCGUAAAAUAUUAUAUUUAAAUAAAUAAAUAAACAAAAAUA